UAAGCAGCUUAAUAGGUACGCUCCCGGCAUUUUUUUGUUAUCAAACAAUAGGUUUGAAAAAUAUAAAUAGUGAUUUGUUCCUGCAGUCGUGACUAGUGUAUGUGUGGGUCUUCCCUCGUGAGUGUUUCUUUGUUUGUUCGGCUUUAACAAUUUAAUUCGAAAUGGCUGUAGAAUUGUCCGCAGGUUCUAUAAACGUAUGUAUUAUGUUAAUAAUAUUACAUUUUACUAUUUCCAAUACAUUAGAUUUAAAUUACGCGAGUUAUAAAAUGUAUAAACUUGAUUAAUAAUAAAAUAUUUUGUAAUUUUUUUCCAUGCUGUAGGAUCUGUGUAACGGUGUCAAUGCACGACAGCCAAUCAUACUGCAAUUACUGGUGAGUUACGUAGUAUUUUGCAUAAUAUAAAACUGUAGCUGAUAUGUACCAACAUUUACUUAAAAUUCGUUUUUCAGGGUUAUGAAGUUUUACAAAUGGGAACCGACAAUAGAUAUUACUAUCGCCUUGUGUUAUCGGAUGGUGUUCACAUGAACUCUUAUUUCUUCUUGGACCACAGACUAAACGAUUUGAUAAAUCAAGGACAAUUGAACUACGGAAUGAUAAUAAAAAUUGAAGAUUUUAGAUUCGUGGAUGGUGAUAGUUAUACUGAUCACAGCCCCAGGUUAGAACAAUAUCAUUAAAUAUUAAUUAACACCUUGUUUGCCAUGUGUACUUUUUGUACAAUGGAAACUUGCCUUACAUGUAUAGUUAUGUUUUUGUAUGUACCUAUGUCAAAAUGUAAAAAUAAAAAAAUAUUCAAUAAUUAAAAUUGUUUUUUGGCAUUAUUUCUUAUUAACACUUCCGUAUCAGGUUCAUGAAUUUAUAAACAGUGAAUCCAAGAAGGUCUAUGUACAUGAAAGUAAGUAUAGCAAUUUAAUGUAUUUAUUGUAUUCUUGUAGAUGGACUAUAUUUAUUGAGAGACUAACCAUAUUGGUACACAGACAAGCUUUCGGUUAUCCACAACCCUUGAUAAAUAUCGAACAGAUGAAAAAGCCAUUAGUAAAUUUAAAUUUAAAUGGAUAUCCAAGUAGAGUGUUCUAUAGUACUGAACAGUUGGAACGCAGUCUUAUAAAGAUUGAAGAUGUGAAGAAAUUAUUGAGCGGGUAAUAAUUUUAUGUUGUACUUACUGUAUUCAUUUAAAAAAUAAAUAUUAUUUGUUUAAUGUUCUAGAAAAUGUACUAGUAUGCUAAAGUUGACUCUCAUUAGAAAACGUCCAGUAUUAUCAUUUAGUAGUUGUCGAAUUUUGAACAUGACAAUGGGAGAUGGGGUUAAUAUUAUACAUGUCAGUGCGUUUAAUUCUAUUUGCGAUCGCAUGGAUCAAAUAUUAGAGGUACUUUAAAAAUUAUAAUAAUAAUAAUAAUUGUGUUAAUAUAUAUUUUUUUUUAUUUUUAAGGAAAAUAAAACAUAUUAUAUAACGGAUGUAGUCUGGAAACAAAAACCGUCUGCUUGUGAACUAAAACUUCAAUCUUAUUCUGUUGUAAUAGAAUGUUUGUAUGACACACCUAAUGAUGAAUCUACUGAAUCAAUUAAUUUUGAUAUACUAUUACAAAAAGAUCCGAAUUCAUUUUACGGUAAAAAAUUAAUAAUAAUGUUCAUAGAAUCAACUGCAAUAUAUUAUUAAAUACAUUUUUUUUUUUUCAGACUUAAUUGGAGUUUGUAUAGAAGUUGGUGAUGUUGAAAUGUGUAACCAACCAACUCUUCAAAGGGAUAUUCAAAAACGUGAGAUUAUACUGAUUGACUCAACUAUGACAACGGUUUGUUUAAAUUUAUAGUUUUUCCUAUUUUAAAGAGAUUGCACAAAUAAAAUUCAAUAAUUAAAAUCAGUGUAAUCAACACAACACAUGUUUAAAUCUUGUAAAUUAUCUUAUAUAAAGUUAGAUAUUUUCAAAUUUGUAAUAGGAUUAAAAAAUGUGUUGAAAAUAAAUUAAUUUAAUCAGUCAUUUUGUAUCUAAUACUCUUAAUUGCAUUUGAUAAAAACAAUAAAUUUAUAAAUUAUUAAUAUGAUACAUUUAAAUUAUUAAUAUUAUACAGGAAUAAAAUGUAUUGGGGUUUCUUAAAAAAAAAACAACAAAUAGUAUAAUAAUUUAUUUUUUUUAUAUAUGAAAAAAAAAACUACUAUUUAAAUUUAUAAUUUUUCUAUUUCCUACUUUUAGUAUUACAAAUUACAGUGUACUCCCGAUUAUCCGCGAGCGGAUUAUUCGCGUUGCGGAUUAUCCGCUGUCUUCCACGGAAUCAUCUACAUACCUAUAUGUAUACAAAAAAAUAUAUACGUAUUGUAUCUUUCCAAGAAAGUUGUGAAUUUGGCAUAGUCGAUAACUCGAUAACAACGUAAAAUACGCUUUAUUAAUACACAUUAUGUUAUGUUCCUUUAAUACUAGACCCUCGAUAAUAUUAUUAUCGGAUUAUCCGCGGAAUUUGUUUAUCCGUGGAUAUCCUGCCAUCCUAUUCCACGGAUAAUCGGGAGUACACUGUAUGCUGAAUGGCAUACUGCAGUCGUAAAUACAUUUGCAUCAAUGAUUAAUUAAAUUUGGAUAUUAAGGGUUGUGUUUACUAUUCAAUGUUUUGUAAAAUAAAAAUAUAUACCUUUCUAAUUGAUAAAAUAUUAUGAUCAUUGUUUGUUUUAGAUCACAUUAAAAGUGUGGGGUGAAAAUGUUAACUUGUUCAAUCAGAGCUUCGAUUAUCCCCCAGUAGUUUCGGUUAAAAAUGCAGUUCUUAAACAAUUCAACGGAGAAAAAUAUUUUUCAUUGGUAAAAUUUAGUACGAUAACACUCAAUCCAAAUACAGACAAAGCUCGAGAGUUAGAAGAUUGGUAUAGUAAUGUAGUUUCAAUGGGAGACUUUUAAAUUAUGUUCAAGUAGUAUAACCAUUAAUUAUUUUUUGUUUUUUUUUUUCUUACACAAGUAUGUAUUAAUUGUAUUUUUUCCUACACAAUUAUGUAUUUAUUAUUUAUUGUAUUUUUCAACUUGACUAUGCAUUUAUUUGAAUUCAAUUUCUCAUUAAUAGUAUAAGAUUAGUCAAUCACCAUAAGAUGUAAAUAAAUAUAUAUUUAUACCUAUUAAAAUAUUAUAAUAAUUUAUAUUAAAAUAAAACUUUUUUGAAUGCAGUAUAA
Molecule: messenger RNA, 3141 nt
Organism: Cinara cedri
Lineage: Eukaryota; Metazoa; Arthropoda; Insecta; Hemiptera; Aphididae
Source: the annotation of a GenBank genome assembly